GUGUCUCAGAUGACCCGAUUCUGCCUGAGACGAACCAACUCCGACAAUCAGCCACGUUAAGAGUAUCAGAACGUCAGACAGCGAUUGUGGUUGCAUCAUUGCGAGAUUAAGUUGUGACUUUCAAUGGGCCUGCAUCCUGCUCUGUUUCUUUUCUGAACGCAUUAUUCAACUGUUCUCUACUUGUUGCCUAGUUCAACAUCCGGUACGCAUCCUCACAGCAUUAUCACACAUCCUGCAGAUCAUAAUAGCCUCGAUUGUCGGGGUGAAUCGAAAACACACAGUUAUCGCUCAGCACGCCGCACUUGCAUCACCAAGUUUUCACAUUGUUGCACCCUCCGCUCCUCGGCAUAUACUUGCUCAAGGCCCACAUAUACGCGAAACAAUCCGCUUCCAGUCAGUCAACGCACAUCAAUCGAACCACUUGUGCAUUAACAAUCUACAGAAAUUCCCUAUUGGGUACCACAACGAAGUCAUGGCUAAGACUAAGACAAUUGUGAUCUCACAGCCAAUGGACGCGCGACAUGUCGGUGGCGUCAAUGUUAUGGGUAGUGGGAGCUCAAGCCUUGACAACUACUUCAGUCACAAUGAAGCUGAACCGAAUGAACGGUCACCGCCUGGCCCUGACGGCGCCAAGUUAGAAACACGCGGCCGUUCAGAUACCGUACCGAUUAAUACACGACGACCAGGCCUGUCGUGGAAGGAGAGUUUCUCUAGAUUGAGACAAAAGUCUUUCUCUCCUCAUUCAAGAUCACGUCGUGGAAGCGAGGAGAGGCAUCUACCAGAAAGUCAGGUGAACCACCAAGUAGAAAUGUCUGAUGGUAGUCCCACUCCUCUGAGGACACGGCGUAGUACAACACGACUAGGGCAGAGUAUCGGAUUGGAAAGCGAUCCAGAUAAUUCCGCCUCAGUAUCAAAAAGUCGUACAUUCCAACCAGAGCUCGCAUCAGCCCGUCCCACCACAGCCUCGUCAAUCUACUCAACUGCCACCAAUCUUGAACCAUACAACGCGAUAACCACAUCUCAAAGAAAGAUUGCUUGGAACGAGCAAUAUCUCCCACUUCCUGGAGAGCGCAAGAUAUCUGAGGCAAGCAUCCGCCCACCUCAGCCAUGGGCGAAAUCCAAACGCACAGACUCGGGUACCGCCAUUGACUUUACAAAUGUGCCUGUAGAGGAGCGUCCAAUUCCCUUUCAAGAAAUCAUGGCUAUCCCGAGUUUAUCGGAGCGCUUGGCCAUGUACAAGAAGACGCGCGACUACUGGGCGACUGCAGACCAUGGGUUGGGAGAAUGGGUCGAGCGAUCUGCGGCACCAAAGACGAUUGUUGCGUAAAUCAUGGAGGGGUCUAGGAGCUGGGCGGAUUUUGGUUCACUACUCUAUGCUGUGGAUCAAUCUUGUUACCCUGCUUUUACUAUGCAUGGGUUAGGUGUGAUGGGUGUAUUUGGUUUUUUUUGGAAGCUUCGUGGGCGCUGGCACCCGUGGGUUUUACUCGUGCCUUGUGACGGCGCUAUAUGAUCUCAUUUGUUUUGUCUAACAGACUUGGCUGUAUGAUAAGAUGUAUGAAAGUUUACUGAUAUCCUAGAAUGGAAUGAGCUACUUGUACUAGUAAUGUUUGAUUAGUUUUAUAAGAAUUGUAAUAAUUUAU
Bipolaris sorokiniana ND90Pr is the source of this 1640-nucleotide messenger RNA. RefSeq lists its product as uncharacterized. The record is from RefSeq and is a predicted model, not a curated record. Lineage: Eukaryota; Fungi; Ascomycota; Dothideomycetes; Pleosporales; Pleosporaceae. The coding region runs from base 473 to 1327 and encodes 284 amino acids. The transcript has a single exon.